AUGCGCCGACAGCAGCACCCUCGCACAUCACCAGCAACAGCGGCAGCGGUUGCCCGAAUAGUCGCGCAACGCAACUAUGCCACACCUUCAGGCCCGCCACCUGCUGGCUUCCGCCAAAAGCGACCGACGCCCUGGGACGAAGACCAGGAGAGCCUCAUGGACAAGAAUGGACGCUAUUUCCUGAUGACGGAGAUGUUCCGCGGCAUGUAUGUCGCGAUGGAGCAGUACUUCCGACCACCCUACACAAUAUACUACCCCUUCGAGAAGGGUCCUAUCUCGCCGCGUUUCCGUGGUGAACACGCACUUCGACGAUAUCCCUCGGGCGAGGAACGCUGCAUUGCCUGCAAAUUAUGCGAAGCCAUCUGCCCCGCGCAAGCCAUCACCAUCGAAGCUGAGGAGCGAGCCGAUGGCUCCCGACGAACCACGCGGUACGACAUCGACAUGACCAAGUGCAUCUACUGCGGGUUCUGCCAGGAGUCUUGUCCCGUCGAUGCUAUCGUCGAAUCUCCCAAUGCCGAGUAUGCGACAGAAACAAGAGAGGAGCUGCUGUAUAAUAAGGAAAAGCUGCUGGCGAAUGGAGACAAGUGGGAGCCUGAGUUGGCGGCUGUCAUCCGGGCGGAUUCGCCCUACAGAUAA
Messenger RNA from Pseudomassariella vexata, 636 nucleotides. RefSeq names its product NADH-ubiquinone oxidoreductase 23 kDa subunit mitochondrial precursor. The transcript is spliced from 3 exons. Gene Ontology annotation, cellular component: membrane. Gene Ontology annotation, biological process: mitochondrial electron transport, NADH to ubiquinone; mitochondrial respiratory chain complex I assembly. NCBI's taxonomy places the organism in Eukaryota, Fungi, Ascomycota, Sordariomycetes, Amphisphaeriales, Pseudomassariaceae. Gene Ontology annotation, molecular function: 4 iron, 4 sulfur cluster binding; NADH dehydrogenase activity. The record is from RefSeq and is a predicted model, not a curated record. Bases 1 to 636 code for a protein of 211 amino acids.